This is a messenger RNA of Rhineura floridana, 1673 nucleotides long. RefSeq names its product CD63 molecule (gene CD63). The transcript has 8 exons. The record is from RefSeq and is a predicted model, not a curated record. Gene Ontology annotation, cellular component: membrane. Bases 330 to 1031 code for a protein of 233 amino acids. Lineage: Eukaryota; Metazoa; Chordata; Lepidosauria; Squamata; Rhineuridae.
AAAGGAAAGGGCGUGCGCGUCAAGCCCUUCCGCACCGUUGUUUGGCCGCCCCCCUUUCCUGUUGACUCAUACUCUGGCUGAGGGCAGGCCUUCCCCGCCACCACUUUCCCCUUUCAUCACAUGAUUAACAGCUGGGCUCUCUCCGCAGCUGGGGCUCGGAACGGCGGGAGUGGAGCGGAGUUCUGGAGCAGUGACGUGCAAGGAGUGGCCGGCAGCAGGCGAAAAAGUAUAAGAAGCAGCGGACGCGGCGCUUUGCUUACUCUUGCCAGGUUGGACCGCGUUGUUUUUCCCCUUCAGGAAAAAGAAGUUAAAAGGGACGGAUAUACAAAAUGGGAGUCGACGGUGGUAUGAAAUGCGUUAAAUUCCUGGUUUUUUUCUUCAACUUCAUUUUCUGGCUCUGUGGCAUUGCUCUGAUUGCUUUGGGGAUUUAUGUGUGGCUUGAAGUGAAAGGCACACUGGUGUUGACCAACAGCACAGCUUUAGGUCCCCCCAUCACCAUUCUGAUUGUCGGCAUUAUAGUCUUCUUCAUCUCCUUCUUUGGCUGCUGUGGAGCAAUGAAAGAGAACUACUGCAUGGUCACCACGUUUGCUGUUCUGCUCACACUGAUCUUCCUGGUAGAGAUAGCAGCUGCCAUUGCUGGCUACAUCUUCAGAGACCAGGUCAGAGCAGUAAUUGAGAAAGAAAUCAAGGAAGAAAUGGCAAUCUACGGAAAUGAUACACGUAUCACUGAGGAUCUGGAUAACUUGCAAGCAACGUAUCACUGCUGCGGAGUCUUCAAUUACACGGAUUGGUUGAAUGUAACAGGGGGGGUACCUAGUUCAUGCUGCAUAAAUGUCACCGAUUGCCCCAAGAACCCACCUAAAGGAAAGAUCCACAUUGAGGGCUGUGUGACAAAAAUAGAGGUCUGGAUGAGAAAGCACAUCAUAAUUGUGGCUGCAGUGGCAUUGGGCAUUGCCUUCUUUGAGCUCCUGGGCAUCAUUUUUGCCUGUUGUCUCAUGAAAGGAAUCCGCAGUGGCUAUGAGGUUAUGUAGCUGCAUCUCAUCCUGUACAUCUGAUUACUGCGAUGGCAAUCACAAACUCUGGAAUACUUCUGUCUCCUUUUCUGAGGGUGCAACUGACCAUUAUAUACCUAUGGAACAGACAUGAAUGAAUGUUUCCUCUUCUGUUGCCUUUCUUGAAAAUAUAACCUACCCUCCAAGGAUUCACAGGUUGCCUUAUCUCCUUCCCACCCACACCCCGUUUCUCUAAUGGAAAGUUUGACUCCUCCAGUAACUUGUUUCUCUUGGUUACUAUUUUCCAUACAUCAUUCCGGUCUUUCUUAAAACCUGCAUUGUCCUUCAUGUUAUGCUUCACCAUCUAGUGGGCAUCUUAUGAUAUGCAGCUGCUAUUGUAUUCCAACAAAUGUUGCUAGUACUCUGAAUAAAUGUGAGUAGGCAUCCUUGAACUUUGGCUUCCCUCCAAUUCACUCUUAUAGACUGCAGCAUUUCUCCUCAGCCCACACUCCUAAUAAGUAGACUGUCGUAUACUUCAGGAUGCUCCUCUUUUUCCCUUGGGCUGUUGAAUCAAGUGAACACAGUUGUUUUGGAAGCCACAAUGAGAUGGAAAAUUGUGGGGGUUUGUUUUUUUAGCCAGUACCUCACUAUUUGGAAAAUAAAGACAUUGUUUCUCCCAUG